AUGGCUGGUAAAAAAAAGGGACCAACUAAAACAGUAGCCAAGAACACGACAAAAACUGUUAUUGAACCUGCUGAUGUUCCUAAUAUUACAAUAAAAGAAGAACCAAAGGAAGUAAAUGGUUUAACUGGUAUAGAUGAACUUCCAGAACCAGACGUAAUAUCAAAAACCAAUGGUAAAACAAAAAAAGGGAAAGGCCAGAAAAAUAAUGUUGAAGUUGAAGUUUCUGAUGAUAAACUGGUUAAAGUAAAAUCAAAACAAAAUAAUCAAUCAAAUGGUGAUGAGAAAAAACCAUCUACAAGCACCAAUCCAAAAAAAAUUGUUGCAACUAAUGGCAACGCUCGCACUAAACGUAAACAAGAAUCUGAAAACCAGCCACAGCCUACAAGUUCAAAAAGAUCGAAAAGGAAAUCGCUUGAAGAACAAGCAACUGAAGUUAAGAGAAUAAAGACUGAAAAAAUAUCAGAUAAAAUUGCUGUUGAUAACCGAAUUGAAACAUCUGGUAUUAUGAUGAUCAAAGGACGAGAUAUAGUGAUAGCCGGAUUAUUUGGUUUAGGCCCUGACCGCGAACAGCUUACAAAUCUUACUGAAUUGAAGAAUUACAAAUUCAAACUUAUUGCCGCUGGAAGUAUGCAUGUUUUAGGUGUUACUGAAGAUGGAAAACUCAUGUCAUGGGGAUGUAAUGAUGAAGGUGCAUUGGGCCGAGAUACUUCAGUGGAAGACAGUGAAACUAGACCCGGAAUUGUACAGAUUCCUGAGGAAGAAGGUGCAGAAAUAUAUAGUAUAUCUGCUGGAGGUUCUCAUUCUGCAAUACUUCUUAGUAAUGGAAAUGUGUAUAGUUGGGGCACAUUUAGAGACAAAAAUGGUGACAUGGGAUUCCAGCCAAGCGGAGAAAAACAAUUGAAGCCUAAAUUAAUCAUGAGCCAUGUAAAGAAAAUUUCAUCUGGUAUAAAUCAUCUAGUCAUGUUGUCUAAAAACAAAGUGUACACUAUGGGAUGUGGAGAUGAAGGCCAGCUCGGUAGAAUAUGCCAGAGGCAUUCCAAUAGAGAUUCACGCGUUGGCAAGAAACUACUGUUGAAUCCUCAACUGUUAAAUUUACGUAAAAAAGUUGAUGAUAUCUGGGCUAACUAUGACACGACAUUUUUACGUUUAUCAGACUCUUCUAUUUACUCUUUUGGUCUGAAUGCUCAUGGCCAAUUAGGUGUUGAAAAUGAUGAUAAAUGUGUGUACUUUCCACAAAUAUCUGAAUCAUUAAGUCGUCUCAAAAUUAAAUCUAUAUCAGCUGGAACACAGCAUGUUACUUUACUAGAUGAACAAGGUGCCGUGUAUGUAUUGGGUGAUUAUAAGGAUGGCCGUUUGGGUAUGGAUAUAGCAGAAAACCAAAAAGUUCCCAAAGUGUUAUCGUCAUUACCACAGAUUAAACUUGCAACUUGUGGUUCGGAUAACAGUUUCGUAGUCACUGAGAAUAAUAAAUUGAUGGCUUGGGGUAUCGGUUUUGAAGAAAAGGAUUAUUCUGAUGUUAUUUAUUAUAUACCAACAGAUAUCGAUACAGCCAAUAAAAUAGAACAGAAGACAAUAGUUCAGGCAACUUCUUCAGAUUCGGCUGUAUUUUUGUUAUUACAAGAUUAA
Molecule: messenger RNA, 1626 nt
Organism: Macrosiphum euphorbiae (potato aphid)
Lineage: Eukaryota; Metazoa; Arthropoda; Insecta; Hemiptera; Aphididae
Source: the annotation of a GenBank genome assembly